GAGGUGCAAUUAAUGAGCAAGGCGAAUUCAAUAAAUUUAUUUUUUCUAUUUUACAAAACACAUAUUUUUAUUAAUUAUUAAUUACUAUGUUUUACCAGAUAUUUUAUUCAUAUGUAAUAAAACCUUUAUAGAUAUAAGUAUAAUUUAAGUUUACAAAAACAUGUUAAAUGUAUAUGGAAUGGAAAACUCUAUGCGUACAAUUAUUAUGUAUCGAUCUACGAUCGAAAAAUUAACAGCUGUUUUGUUAUCAAUCCUAUAGCGUGUGAUGUAAUUUAUCCACACAAUUCCAUAUUGUUGGUCAUUAGAUUGUGAUAGUCUAAUGAUUUAUCAGUUUUGUAUUGUUAUCUUAAUUUAUUUUUGUAAUUAGCGUACAAUCAUGUUUAAGUUAUUGAAAUUGUUUAGAAGCCCCAUAACACAACAAAUACCUCGUAACACAGCCCGACUUUUGCAUGUUGGCGAUGCUGAUGUUUUGUCAAGCUCAAUUGAUAAGAAUUCUGUUGAGUUUAAGGAAAAUGUUGUGGAAAUGACAAAUUUGGUAAACCAGCUAGAUGACAUCACUCGGCAAAUUCUGACUGGUGGUGGAACUACAGCAAUCGAGCGCCACACUUCACGAGGCAAACUUUUGCCCAGAGAACGCAUCAAUUUAUUACUAGACAAAGGAUCAUCAUUUCUUGAAUUAAGCACUUUGGCGGGAUACGAAUUGUAUGGAAAAGAUAUAGUCAAUUCAGGCGGUAUUGUUACUGGCGUAGGUAGAAUAUGUGGAACUGAGUGCGUUAUUGUUGCUAAUGAUGCUACGGUUAAAGGAGGUUCUUACUAUCCAAUUACUGUGAAGAAACAUUUACGUGCUCAGGAGAUUGCACAAGAAAAUCGUUUGCCGUGUGUCUACUUAGUAGAUUCUGGUGGGGCCAACUUACCACGUCAGGCAGAAGUUUUUCCAGACAAGCUACAUUUUGGACGCAUUUUUUAUAACCAAGCUAACAUGUCAGCUUUAGGUAUACCUCAGAUUGCAGUGGUGAUGGGAAGUUGUACGGCUGGAGGCGCCUACGUUCCGGCCAUGGCCGAUGAAAGCAUUAUUGUUAAAAAACAAGGUACCAUAUUUUUAGCUGGUCCUCCUUUAGUAAAAGCUGCUACAGGUGAAGAAGUAUCUGCUGAAGACUUGGGUGGCGCUGAUUUACACUGUAAAACUUCUGGUGUAACCGAUCACUAUGCGGUGGAUGAUGAACAUGCAAUUUAUUUAGCUAGGCAGGUUGUGCGUAAUUUAAACUUGCCCUCAACAAAUAGCUACAAUGAAAAAUUGUUAUAUUCAAGUCAAAUGGCAAAUCGAACCGUCAAUGCCAAAGACACUGAUAUGAUCGAAGAGCCAAAAUAUGACCAAUAUGAAUUAUAUGGAAUUGUGGGCACUACAUUGACUAAGAGUUUUGACGUGCGUGAGGUCAUAGCACGAAUAGUGGACGGAAGUCGUUUUACAGAAUUCAAAAAACUAUAUGGCGAGACAUUGGUAUGCGGUUUUGCGAAACUAUACGGUCAUACAGUAGGAAUAAUCGGAAACAAUGGUGUACUAUUUUCGGAGAGUGCUUUAAAAGGCGCUCAUUUUAUUCAGUUAUGCGCACAGCGGAAUAUACCAUUAGUAUUUUUACAGAAUAUUACUGGUUUUAUGGUUGGUCGCGAUGCUGAGGCCAAUGGAAUUGCAAAGAAUGGUGCGAAAAUGGUGACUGCUGUAGCUUGUGCAAAUGUGCCUAAAUUUACAGUUAUCAUCGGAGGAUCUUAUGGUGCUGGAAAUUACGGAAUGUGUGGUCGCGCGUAUUCACCACGUUUUCUCUACAUGUGGCCGAAUUCCCGAAUUUCCGUGAUGGGCGGCACUCAGGCAGCCAAUGUUCUGGCGCAAAUAACGGCAGAUCAACGUAAACGUGCUGGCAAAGACUUUACCGAGGAAGAGGCCAAUAAGUUGAAGGCACCUAUUAUCGAAACAUUUGAAAAGGAGGGCUCACCUUAUUAUAGUACUGCCCGUUUAUGGGAUGACGGUAUCAUUGAUCCAGCGAAUACACGUCAAGUGUUAGGCUUAAGUUUAAAAGCGGCUUUGAAUAACGCUAGUCAAUCUACACGGUUUGGUGUAUUCCGCAUGUAAAAUAUUGAAGUGGAUAUGUGGACGCAUGUUGCAUUUAUUUUUGAUAUAAUUGUAUUUCAUUGUGAAUAUUUUUUGUGGAAACUGUUGCAUUUAUUAGAGUUAAGACACAUUUUUUAAACAAUUAUUGUGAGUUUACAAGUAACAUAAUGCAAAAUGGUUAUAUACUUAGGAUUAAAUAUUUUUGCAAGAUAU
This is a messenger RNA of Bactrocera oleae (olive fruit fly), 2317 nucleotides long. It is a transcript of the gene Mccc2, whose product is annotated as methylcrotonyl-CoA carboxylase subunit 2. Gene Ontology annotation, molecular function: methylcrotonoyl-CoA carboxylase activity. Gene Ontology annotation, cellular component: mitochondrion; methylcrotonoyl-CoA carboxylase complex. The record is from RefSeq and is a predicted model, not a curated record. Gene Ontology annotation, biological process: L-leucine catabolic process. Lineage: Eukaryota; Metazoa; Arthropoda; Insecta; Diptera; Tephritidae.